AAUCCUCGCGUUCCCGGCCUCCAGAUUUCUUCUGCUUGCUUCUAUCUGCAACAGAGCCCAAGAAUUCAGAUUGUUGCAUAAGCUGAAAACGAUUGUCGCAGGGUCAUGUGGGAUCUGCUUCCUGAUUUGUUACCAAGGUCGCCGGCUCUCCUGAGGCUAAAGCUCUCUGGUGCAGCCCUCACGUGUUGCCCGACGCCGGCACUGGUUCUGUUCCGCCGCUGCCGAACCUCGCCGACUGGGAACUCGCCACCGCCAAACCUCGCCGACUGGGAACUCACCGCCGCCAGAUGUCGUCGACCGCCGCCUCCUACUGAUCUUCUUCCACCUCGCCUCCUGAGUUCUUCCCAGGCGUGAGAAUCUGUUGAGUGAUUAUAUAAUCGAAGUAUCCAUGGAGGAGGAUCAUACUUCUGCUUUUCGGCGAGUGGAUGACUAUGUUUGUGCAAUUUGUGAUGAUGGUGGCCAGUUGCUAAGUUGUGAUGGUAUUUGUGGAAGGUGGUUCCACGCAACCAAACGUACUGGUGCAUAUUCAAAAUGCACAAGUCUUAAGUUGAGUAUAGAGCAACAGGAGGUUCCCAAGUUUCUAUGCAAUAAUUGCAAGUACAAGCACCAUCAGUGCUUUGUUUGUGGACAGUUGGGACCAUCAGACAUGUCAUCAAAAAACAAUUCAAACCAACAAGGGGUCCUUCCUGUCUUUCAGUGCAACAAGGAUGGUUGUAAACGUUUUUACCACCCUGAGUGUCUUUCCCAGUGGGACCUCAAUGAAAAAGUUGAAGAAGUUUUAUGCCCUUUGCAUGAAUGCAUGUCUUGCAAGAAUGAACAAAAGGAAGUAUCAAGGAAACAUGCAACAGAGGGUGGUGAUAUGUCGAAAAUGCAGUUGGUAAUAUGCAGACGCUGCCCCAAAGCAUUUCAUCCAGAAUGCAUGCCAAGGACUGCCCCCACAUGGAACACUGAAGGAGGGAUUUUGAUGUAUUGUAGUGAUCAUAAGAUUGCAAAACGUCUCAGAAGUGCAAAAAGGGACCAUCUUAAAUUUCCAGAAAUCGAAGUUGAAAGUGCUGUGGAAGGACAGAUUGAUCAUGUUCAGAAGGGUAGAGACAAUGGACCUCAAACUCACACGGGCAAACCAGCACCAGAACAGGCUGAAACGUCUCAGCACAGAUCGAUUGAGCAUAAUGCAAGUACUGGUUCCGGUCCCAUGGAGGCCUUUGCAGCUGAGCCUUUGUUCCCAGGGCCACAUCCAAGCAUCUUGCCUUGAUGAUUGAUUACCCAGCGUCUUGGAGUAAGGCAGCUGUCUUAGGUUCUCAUGAUUUCGAAAGAAAGUUAAAACUUUGUGUCGUCUAUGACAGAACAUUAUCUGCAGUCUGUUGGAUCAAUUUGAAUUCUUAUUGUUUUCUUAGAGAGAUGUUGCAUCAUGUGUUGAUGUAGCGAUGGUGGUGCCCGGGGACUGUAAAUCCAUAUGGGUACCGUGUCAUUGAUAUUUCUUACAUUGCCAGAAAUUGACAUUCAUAAGUAUGAAGCGUCAUUGAGACAAUGCAGAUAAUCCCGAGUUGAAGCAA
Brachypodium distachyon (stiff brome) is the source of this 1553-nucleotide messenger RNA. RefSeq names its product protein ENHANCED DOWNY MILDEW 2. Bases 389 to 1252 code for a protein of 287 amino acids. The record is from RefSeq and is a predicted model, not a curated record. The transcript has 9 exons. Lineage: Eukaryota; Viridiplantae; Streptophyta; Magnoliopsida; Poales; Poaceae.